AUGUGCGGCUUGGAGUCUUUUCCUGUCGUGUGGGGCUGUUGGCUGCUAUCCAACGAGGUCGUGAGUGUGUGUGUGUACAUGUAUGUGUGCCUUGACAGUUGGUUGACAUGGAGCACUGUGAAAUUUGAAGUGAGACGCAGCGACGAGACCAGGGUGUGCGUGUGCAACGCGGUCGAUCACCAGGACAACAACUCAAGUUUGGCGGCAACCAUCAAGAACAGCACCAACCCACCCGCUCUCGCUCAACCAGCCCCCGCCUCCGUAGCCCAAAAGCGAAACACAGCCCCCCAAGGAGCUGCGUGUCCCAUUCUAACCGACGCAUGCAUGCAGGCAAUGAAAAAGGGCGUCGUGACAAACAUAGAAAGUAUUUUACUAUUUUAUGAUAUGAGUGCCUUUCCCUCUCUCUUUUUCUCUCUCUCUCUCUCUCAUUCUCUCUCUCUCUCUCUCUUUUUUUUUCUCUCUUUUGCCAAAUUUUUUCAAUUUUUUUAUCUGAACGACGACAAGGUCCAUCUGAUCUGCUCUCUGACUCACACACACACACACACACACACACACACACACUCUCUCUCUCUCUCUCUCUCUCUCUCUCCUGUGUCUCCUUGUGGCUUGAUCAGUCGCCUCCUGCAGAACAAUCAUCACCAGUCGCGUUCCGACUUCAGACCUCAGCCCUCAGCCCUAUGCAAGCUGGCUGCCAAGCGUCAUGGAUCUACAAACAACGCGCCCGUUCUCCUACGUCACGAGUGGCAGUGCGACCGCUUCGAAUCCUCGCGCCAGCGCCAGCGCCAAGCGUCCGUCAACAGCUUGGUCUAUGACUCAGAUGCCGAGGACCGCGACAGCAUCCUCUUGCUCCGCGAUCACUCCCAGCCUGCCACCCGGCCUCGUUGGUGGCAGCGUUUGAUCAAGGAUGUCCUUCAGCAGCUCUCAAAGCUUGUAGGGGAUGACUGGCUGGUCCUCAGCCUAUUGGGCGUCUCCAUCGCUCUGAUUGGCUUUUGCCUCGACUUUGCCAUCUCUGCACUCCACCACCUCCGCGAUUUGGCAACCUCUGGGAUCCAUCCCUCGUACAUGUUUGUGGCCUGGAGUGCCUUUACCGUCACCUGCGUUAUUAUGGCUACCGCAACCACCCACUGGCUUUCAGCCGAUGCCAUUGGAUCUGGUAUUCCUCAAAUGAAGACCAUUUUGCAAGGCACUCCCAUCGAGGGCUAUCUCUCCGGCCGUACCCUCGCUGCCAAAAUCGUUGGCCUCAUCUUUGCCGAGGGCUCUGGCCUGCCCGUGGGUAAAGAGGGUCCAUUCGUGCAUAUGGCCAGUAUCGUCCAGGAGCAAUUGGUCAAACGCCUCUUUCCCAGCAUCUACAAAGUAGAUGCCCGACGCGUCGACCUUCUUGCCGCUGCGUGCGCGGUCGGCGUGGCCAGCAAUUUCGGUGCGCCAAUCGGCGGUGUCUUGUUCAGCAUCGAGGUCACGUCCACUUACUUUGCCGUCCGCAAUUAUUGGCGCGGCUUUUACGCCAGCGUUGUCGGCGCCUUUGUGUUUCGCUUGCUGGCCGUCGUCAUGUCGAGUGAACGUACCAUUACCGCACUCUUCACUACAGAAGUUCUCACUGCAUAUGAAUGUGCCCCGUCGCAGUUUGAUGCAUACCCCUUUGACUUGCAAGAAAUGGUGGCUUUCGUAUUUCUCGGAAUUGCCUGCGGUAUCCUGGGCUCGCUUUUUAUCGUUGCUCACCGCAAGCUCAUUGAGAAAGAACGUGACGUCACAAGUCGCACUAUUGGUCCUUUUAUGAGCUUGGUCCAGACCAAGGAGAUUGACCACCUAUUUACCAUCGAGCCCCUGCGCUGUUUGCCGGAUGGAAUGCAGGCUCACCACGCUGCCAAUUGGUGCGCCUCUGCUCCCGGACCCGUCAACGUUUUGCAGGAGUGGCAAGGCAUGGAUGUCCUUGGCAGCCUGGUGCUCUUCAUCUUUGUCAAGUUUGUGCUCUCAAUUCUCGCCACCACGUUGCCCAUUCCCGCGGGUGUCUUUGUUCCCAUCUUCGUGAUCGGGGCGGCCGUGGGCCGCCUUUUUGGCGAAUCGAUGACCAUCAUCUUUCCCGGCGGCCUCAUGGGCGACCACGUUGAUUCGGAGCCGUACUUUGUUGUGCACAACGAGACCAUCAACUCGUGUGGCUGGGCCACUGAUGAUCACAUUGUUCCCGGCGGUUAUGCGGUUGUUGGGGCAGCAGCAUUGGCCGGCGCGGUGACGCACACCAUCUCCACCUCGGUGAUUGUGUUUGAGCUGACGGGACAGAUCCACCACAUUUUACCUGUCAUGGUUGCCGUCUUGAUUAGCAAUGCCGUUGCCCAGAUGCUGACGCCAUCCAUAUACGAUUCGAUUAUUCAGCUGCGUGGUCUUCCUUAUUUGCCCGACCUUCGCCGUGGGCCAGGCUAUAACCAGACGGCCCAAAGCAUUAUGCGCCGGCAGCCAACGGCCAUUUCGCUACAUUGCACGUACGGCAAAAUCAAUCGGCUGUUGCGAGCAAACAAGGACAUGAAGCAAUUUCCCUUGGUGGACGACCUUGAAUCGCACAUGCUGCUGGGCAGCGUGCAUCGCAACGUCUUGAAGAAUCUGCUGAUUGAACAAAUGACCGCCGUUGGCCCACAAGUCACUGUGAAUCAAGAGGCACGCAAGCUCCUUUUGCAACGGACGGUGGACUUGACGGGUGUGCCGAUUGACGCAUCGCCGUUCCAAAUCGUGGCCCAAACAUCACUGUACAAGGUUCAUGUGCUCUUCUCAACACUAAGUGCCAACGUGGCCUAUGUGACCGAAAUGGGCCGACUUGUGGGCACCAUCGGCAUGACAGAGCUGCGAGCGGCAAUCUUGUCGCAAAACCGGCGGCGGUUCGAGGCCAAUACCACGCACCGCUUGCACCCACACGAAAUGGUGCAGUUUGUCUCUGGUGGCCGGACAGCGGCACCAGACGACGAGCUUGGCUUGCCGUCCGACCCGCCCUCCCGGCUUGCCAGUACUACUGCCGAAGAGGCUGUCUAA
Monosiga brevicollis MX1 is the source of this 3015-nucleotide messenger RNA. RefSeq lists its product as uncharacterized. Gene Ontology annotation, biological process: transmembrane transport; chloride transport. Gene Ontology annotation, cellular component: membrane. Gene Ontology annotation, molecular function: voltage-gated chloride channel activity. The transcript is spliced from 23 exons. The coding region runs from base 1 to 3015 and encodes 1004 amino acids. The record is from RefSeq and is a predicted model, not a curated record. NCBI's taxonomy places the organism in Eukaryota, Choanoflagellata, Craspedida, Salpingoecidae.